CUCACGAUACUCGACACUAGAUCCUCCUGGCAGAUCUUGAAAGCUCCUUAAUUCGCAAAAUACACCAGACAAACCCAAUUGCUCUCAAGAUGAAGAUCACAUCCGCCUUGGCAACGCUCUUCGCCCUCGCGGCCGCGACCCCGACGCCCACCGUCGACAACGUCGCCGACAAGGCCCACCUUGUGAAGCGUGCCUCUGUCUCCGACAAGGCGACAAUUGGCUAUGCCACCCUGAACGGGGGAACUUCUGGAGGAUCCGGCGGCACCGUCACCACUGUCUCGUCCCUCGCCGAGUUCACCGCGGCCGUGAACGAGAAGGACACCACGCCCAGGGUCGUUGUUGUCAAGGGCAUCAUCAAGGGCACUGCCAAUGUCCGCAUCGGCAGCAACAAAUCUGUCAUUGGUCUUCCUGGCGGAGGAUUUGAGGGCAUUGGUCUGCAUGUUCGUCGGCAGUCGAACGUCAUCAUUCGCAACAUCAAGUCUUCUUUCGUCCUGGCUUCCACAGGUGACGGUGUCAAGAUUGAGCAAAGCACCAACGUGUGGAUCGACCACAGCGAGUUCAGCUCGGCCCUUGUCGCCGACAAGGACUACUACGACGGCCAAGUGGAUGCCUCCCACGGAGCCGACUACAUCACCAUUUCUUACACCUACUUCCAUGACCACUGGAAGACUUCCUUGAUUGGACACAGCGAGAACAACGGCGCCGUGGACAGCGGCCACCUCCGCAUCACCUACGCCAACAACUACUGGGCCAACUUUGGCUCCCGCGGCCCGUCCCUGCGGUUCGGCACCGGUCACAUCUACAACUCUUACUACCUCAACGGCAACUCUGCCAUCAACACCCGCCAGAACGCCCAGGUCCUCGUCCAGAGCACCGUCUUCAAGAACGUGACCGUCCCCAUCACUUCCCAAGACUCCGAUAUUGUCGGCUACGCCGUGUCCAUCGGAAACGACCUUGGCGGUGCUGCCAACCUCGCUCCCGUCGGCACGCUGAACGCCAACUCUCCCCCGUACUCUUACACGCUUCUCGGCUCUGCCAACGUUGCCGCUACUGUUCCUGGACAGGCUGGCCAGAAGCUAACCUUUUAAUUCGCUGCCGUCAUGGCGGGUUACGAGAGACGAUGCUAUUGGUCUGAGAGUUUGAAGUAGAACUCUGAUACGCAAGAGGUAGUGGAGGAACCAACCCCUGUACAUAUUCGAUCUUGAACCGGCUCCAGACUCUCAUGGGUCGAGGCCUCGAGACAAGAGACUGCACAAAUACUUUCGUACAUUUGAAUACAUGAAUUGACAUGAAACCUCAUGAAUUACCUUUACGAGUAAUAUAUCUCACUUAAAGCUCCCGUCGUUUGAGACACUUGGGAAAAGAAUGGCAUCGGGAAAGUGAAUCUGGUUCUGCGAAGACAACGACCGCAGUGAUUGUUCUUUCAAAAUGACUGGCUGCUCACAUUUGAUGACGAUUUACUGGUGCUGCUAAAGACAGGUAUAAAGAUCGAGGGGUGUUUCCAGCAUCAACUGCUCUCGUCAAUACCGCGCUUGACUGCAUGUCUAUGCCACUCCUCGCACGAUGCGGAAAACGGGCUUAGUCCAUAUGCUAAACCCAUGAAGAUGCGAGACCACAUUGCUCCUGCAACACAAAUCAGGCACGCAGAUCAAUGUGCUCCAAGGCAACCUCAUAUAGCUCUGUCUCGAAUCAACGUAGGCCGUGGCUAUACUUCGCACUCAUGACUUGUUCUGCUUCAUCCAUGUCGUAACUCCCAGUCGGACAUGCCUCUAUCAUGACGUUUGGGAACAAUAACGUUCUUCGC
Molecule: messenger RNA, 1804 nt
Organism: Colletotrichum destructivum
Lineage: Eukaryota; Fungi; Ascomycota; Sordariomycetes; Glomerellales; Glomerellaceae
Product: Putative pectate lyase, pectin lyase/virulence factor
Exons: 6
Coding region: 90-1088 (332 amino acids)
Molecular function (GO): pectate lyase activity
Source: RefSeq, a predicted model, not a curated record